Spirodela intermedia is the source of this 1061-nucleotide messenger RNA. NCBI's taxonomy places the organism in Eukaryota, Viridiplantae, Streptophyta, Magnoliopsida, Alismatales, Araceae. The record is from the annotation of a GenBank genome assembly.
AUGCGUUUAGCAGUGGUGAUCUCCCUGACGACAGCCUGCAUGCUGAUUGCCGUCGAAGCCGGCAACUUCUACCAGGACGUUGACCUCACCUGGGGUGCCGACCGGGCCAAGAUCCUCGACCAGGGCCGCCUCCUCACCCUGUCCCUGGACCGCUCCUCCGGCUCCGGCUUCCAGUCCAAGAAGGAGUUUCUCUUCUCCAAGAUCGACAUCCAGCUCAAGCUCGUCCCCGGCAACUCCGCCGGCACCGUCACCACCUUCUACGUGAACCCUAACCCCCUUCUCUCUCUCUCUCUCUCUUCCCCCCCUUCUUUCUCUCUCUUACCGGGGACCCGUCUUGCAGCUGUCGUCGCCGGGGCCGGCCCACGACGAGAUCGACUUCGAGUUCCUGGGGAACGUUUCUGGGGAGCCGUACACGCUCCACACCAACGUCUUCGUGGACGGGGAAGGGAACCGAGAGCAGCAGUUCCACCUCUGGUUCGACCCCAGCAAAGACUUCCACACCUACUCCAUUCUCUGGACCCCUCGCCGCAUCAUGUAAGUCACCAUCCGCGAGGAGAAAGACGCAAUCCCCGUUCUUCAAUAUACUCCUGGUUUUGAUUUUCAUCCGAUCUUCUUCUUCUUCUGCUUCUUCUUCUUCCCGCCGCAGAUUCACCGUCGACGGCGUCCCCGUCAGGGACUUCAAGAACUUGGCAAAAGCCAGAGUAGCCUUCCCGACGAAGCGGCCGAUGAGGCUCUACUCGAGCCUGUGGAACGCCGACGACUGGGCCACGCGGGGAGGGCUCGUGAAGGCCGACUGGUCGAAGGCGCCGUUUGUGGCCUCGUUCAGGAACUUCUCCGGCGAGGGCUGCCCGCCGGGGCCGCCGCGGCCAGCGGCGCAAUGCGGCGGCACGGCUGCAGCGUGGAUGAACCAGGCGCUGAACGCCGCCAGCCGGAGGCGGAUGAGCUGGGUGCGGCGGAGAUACAUGAUCUACGACUACUGCGCCGACCGGCGGCGCUUCCCCGGGGGUCUCCCGCCGGAGUGCAACCGCACCGCGCACCACCGCGGCGGCGCCGCCCGCUGA